AUGUCGGAUUCAUUAUAUAAUGAUUACAAAAACAAUUGUUAUGAAUAUAUGAAAACAGUUAAUUACACUGAAAAAAUUAUAAAAGAUAAUAAUUCAGAUCAAAAUAAAUUGCUAAAUAUUUAUGAGAAAGCAGUAAAUAGUGCUGAAAGCAUGUUUAAACGCAUGCAACUCGAAGUAGAAACGAAUACAAUAAUUAGUGAUCAACAAAAUGAAUUAAAUGAAAUACAAACAAAAAUAACAGAAUAUAAAUAUAAAUUAAAAAAAUAUAAAGAUGAAUUUUUAGAAAAUAGUUUAACAAAAAAAAAUAUUAAUAACAAUUUUGAUGAUGAUAGAGAAUAUCUUCUUACUGACAUAGACAUAAUAGAAAAAGGUGAUGUAUAUAUAAAUCAAUCAAAAAUAUUAUUAGACAAUUCUGAAUAUAUUAGUAAUGAUGUUAUGAGACUAUUAAAUAAACAAAAAGAAUCACUAAAAAAAAAUAUUUCAAAUAUUUCUUUUGUUACUGAUAAAUUAGAUAUUGCUAAAAAUAUUAUGAAAAGCUUAAAAAAUAAAGAUAUAUUUAAUAAAUAUAGAUUAUAUAUUAUUUAUAUAUUUAUAUUAUUUACAUUUUCUUUUAUUACAAUUGUAAAAUAUAAUCGAUAUGUAUCAACCACAAUUGAUACAGUUACACAAAAAAAUAAUCUUAUUCAUGACAUUAAUAAUGUUAAUAUACAAAAUGAACCACAUACCCCUGUAAAUAAUUUACCAAACAUAAACGAGACAAAUAUAACACUAAACAAUUUAGACGAUAAUAAUCAAAGCGAACAAAAUAAUGAAAACACACCAAGUGAUAAUAGUACCAUAAACCAAGAAUAA
This is a messenger RNA of Plasmodium yoelii, 852 nucleotides long. RefSeq names its product vesicle transport v-SNARE protein VTI1, putative. Gene Ontology annotation, biological process: intracellular protein transport. Gene Ontology annotation, cellular component: membrane. Lineage: Eukaryota; Apicomplexa; Aconoidasida; Haemosporida; Plasmodiidae. The transcript has a single exon. Bases 1 to 852 code for a protein of 283 amino acids. The record is from RefSeq and is a predicted model, not a curated record.